This is a messenger RNA of Nylanderia fulva, 1342 nucleotides long. RefSeq lists its product as uncharacterized. Gene Ontology annotation, biological process: isoprenoid biosynthetic process; cholesterol biosynthetic process; isopentenyl diphosphate biosynthetic process, mevalonate pathway. Gene Ontology annotation, cellular component: cytoplasm; cytosol. The record is from RefSeq and is a predicted model, not a curated record. Gene Ontology annotation, molecular function: mevalonate kinase activity; ATP binding. Lineage: Eukaryota; Metazoa; Arthropoda; Insecta; Hymenoptera; Formicidae.
GGAAACAAACUUUGUCUUGUGCGCGAUAUCGAACGAUUCAAACUCUUUCUUUGUCUUUUCAAUUAUCAAAUCGUUACUGUUCAACAUCACAAUUUUGUGAAUAAGGAGAUAUUUUUCUCAAAUUAAAAAGAUGAAUAGUUAUAAAAUUUCCGCACCGGGCACAAUCAUUUUAACCGGAGAGCACUCGGCGGCGUUUGGUCGAACCUUAAUAAUAGCCAGCUUAGAUUGUCGUACCAAACUCGAAUUCUACGAACUGUCUGCAGAAACACGACGCAUUGAGAUAGAGUUCUUUGAUGUUAAUCUAGAGACUACUAUACCAUUACGAAUUAUUAAUAACUUUGUUAGAAGAAGACUUUCAAGUCUACAACAACUUCAAUACGUGAAAUUCUUAAUUACUGCAAACUGUAUAUGGAGGACUUACGCCCAAAGAAAUUCUUUAGAAAUAUUCUUAAUCGUGUUUUAUAUUGUUAUGGCUGAGGAGUUUGGUCCUGUCAGCAAUGAUGUCCCACCAUUUCGCGUGACGGUGUCCACGGAAAUACCCAUGUGCGCCGGUUUUGGCAGUUCGACAUCUUUCACGGUAUGUCUUGUAGCGUGCUUUCUUCAUUGGCAGUUUCUACGAGGUGUUUAUCGUUUUAAUAAUGAAAAUGAGUUUUGUAAUAAAAUUGUGCGUAUUGCUCAAAGAAUCGAGGGUUUCAUGCAAAACAAUGAGUUUGCGACGCCCUAUAUCGCAGUUUGUGUGUACGGCGGAAUAUCAAAAUGGCGAUUAAACAAUUAUUUGAUCGAUGAUCAGCAUACGGUUGUCCACACUUGUCUAGAACCAAUGAAAAUCCUAUUGAUCGAUUCAAAUAAUCGCCAGACGAAGCAUAGACAAGUAAAAAAAAUGAUACAACUGAAAUCUGAAUCUCUUGGUAAUUUUUAUUUUAUAUUACGUAAAUUAAAUUUGUAUGCAGAAAAAAUGUUUGAAUGCUUUGAAUUAAUAACUUCCGCCACUGGAAUAGACAACAAAACUCAACAAGAAAAUUGUUAUAAUGCUUUAAAGAAAUACAUUUGUGAAACUCAAGAAUUAUUGACGGAAAAUGAAUUGUCGAGUGAAGCAUUCGAUAACAUUGCCAGCACUGCAACAAAUAUGGAAUACGCGGCAAAGCUUACAGGUUUUGGACCUAGAUAUACAUAUAUUUUGCUACCACCGUACCUUAGAGACGAUGAAAUUGAAACAAUUACGACACAGUUUCAAGAUCAGAACUUCGUUGUUACACAAACUACCAUCAAUGGUGAGGGAGUGAGACUUGAUGAUUGAUUUUCUAAUAAAAUUAUCGCGAUUAUUAUUUAAAUGAUUAAAUAA